GGAGCCAGAGUCUGAGCAGGAGCAGUCGGGGGAAGAAGCCGAGGCAGAUGAAACACGUGUUCGACCAAUCGUGAGUGAGUCUCAGCUGUCAGUCAUGACCUUACUCUCCUGUUUUGAUAGCUUUCAGAGGCUGUUCACCUCGAGUGACUUUACUUCUUAUCUGACGGUAAAGUGGAUCUCUGCAUGUCCAGGAAAAACAAAUGUGUGUUUCCAAAAUUCCUCUUUAUCGCUCUCCUGGCCCUGCUCAUUUAAUCUUUGUAUAGACUUUAAUACAUGUAAUUUACGGGAAGCUGUUGGUCCUUGGUGGAGAAAUGUCCUAUUGACCCAUUGAUUCUCAGUUCUCUGGAGAUGUGGAAAUGUUAAAUCCACAUCAGAUCCACUUCGCCUGCAUCUCUGUAAAUGAUUCACGCUGAUACGAGUUGUCUUUUCCGCGAUCAACACGUAAACUAUAUAAGAGCUUUUUGAGGCAGAACCCCCUCCGGAACUCGUUAGCUGGCUUUUCUCAUUGAAACCUUCCACUCAGUGCUGUCGACAUGGAGAGUCUGCUCCGCGCCCUGGCCGUGCUGGCCGUGCUGUUCUUGGGGUUGUGCCAGCAGGGAGCUGUUGUGGCCGACCGGCCGUACUCAUCUUGGCUGUCUGUGACAAAUGGACAGCGGUGGGGAACAUGGAGGGGGCCUGAGAUGUGUCCUGACCAGUUCUUUGCAGUUGGCUUCAGUACCAGGGUGGAGGCCAAACAGAGCGGAGGUGACGACACGGCCAUGAACAGCGUCCGUCUCAUCUGCAGCAAAGACGGGCACCGGACGCACAUUGUGGAGUCUCACCCUGGCUUCUGGGGCGAAUGGUCCAACCCUCAGUACUGCCCGGGUGGCGUGCUCACCUCUUUCCAGCUCCGCGUGGCGACCCUUCGGGGCAUUUUCGCUGACGACACCGCCGUCAACAACAUCAAGUUCCGCUGCAGCAACGGCCCUGAGCUGGAGGGCAGCGGCCUGGACUGGGGGGGGUACGGCCAGUGGAGCCAGGAUUGUGUAGAUGGAGGAAUCUGCGGCAUCGAUACCAAGAUGGAGGACCGACAGGGGAAAGGGGACGACACCGCCCUCAACGACGUGCGCUUCAUUUGCUGUGCCAGAGUCCAGAAGGUAAUUAAAUUAAAGCCCGGGAAGAGCUGAGAGACUCAAAGUAAUUACCUCUGCCAAUGUUAUAAAACUUGUAAAUGGAAUCGAGAUAAAAGCAAAGUUUGGUUUAACAGCUGAAGGACGUUUGUGACUUUAUUCAAAUGCUGUUUAUGUUUUGUUCAUAAUCCUGUGAUGCUGUUUCUGAAUUUGUGCUUUAUGUUUGUUUUAUCGACAGUGAUUGACAGGUUAGCAGCAUGGUCCGCCCCUCCUCCCUCACCCUGAAUUAAAAAAUGACAAAUAAUAAAGUGCUCAUUUGAAUC
Pleuronectes platessa (European plaice) is the source of this 1432-nucleotide messenger RNA. RefSeq names its product vitelline membrane outer layer protein 1 homolog. Lineage: Eukaryota; Metazoa; Chordata; Actinopteri; Pleuronectiformes; Pleuronectidae. The record is from RefSeq and is a predicted model, not a curated record. The transcript is spliced from 3 exons. The coding region runs from base 534 to 1166 and encodes 210 amino acids.